Hyposmocoma kahamanoa is the source of this 721-nucleotide messenger RNA. RefSeq lists its product as uncharacterized. NCBI's taxonomy places the organism in Eukaryota, Metazoa, Arthropoda, Insecta, Lepidoptera, Cosmopterigidae. The record is from RefSeq and is a predicted model, not a curated record. The transcript has 2 exons. Bases 247 to 687 code for a protein of 146 amino acids.
GGAGAAGACGGUGUUCAGUUCGUGGGACAGGUCAAGACCUGUCGCAGGCGCCGGUGAUCGGCAAAAUGUCCACAUCCUGCAGUCGCCGAAGCCGCGCGCGGGCGCGGUGAACGGUGAUGGUUUCCAGCCGCCACUGCCUCCGGGCUGGUUUGCGUCAGUUCAACGAGUUGAUCAGGGGGCCUACUAUGAGCUCUUAGAGUAAUCCUAUUUAAGCCUGCCCCCAGAGCCCCGUCUGUAGUGGAAGAAAUGUGUUGGGAGUUAUUCCCGAGCCCGACACUAUUCGUCAGCCGAUCACGCUGUUCGAGUCAUCGCGGCUAUCGUACGCGCCACUGCGUGCGUUUGCGGUGGCGGUUGCGCCGCCCCUUGCCCCCGUGUCCGACUGGGGAGUGCCGCCGCCGUCGACCGCUGGAAGUAGCACUACACCGGCGCGUGCGGCGCCCCCAGGUCUUGUUGGACUCCUGCGCGGGGCGCGCAGUGGUCAGGAAGGCCGACUAUAAGGACACGUUUGCGCGCAGCCACUACACAAGCCAUGAUACACUCACUACGCAUGCGCACCGCGGCGUGCGCCAGCGACAGAUCUCCGCCUACGUUCAGUUCGCGCGUUCGCGACCCAGCGUUUGUACGUGUUGUAUAGAGUUCCGCCCGCCGCGCUCCGACCGCGCGGCUUUUGAUGUUAACAUACCGUAAUACGUAGGCCUUACGAAUAAACUAAGUGUGUAUU